Tinamus guttatus (white-throated tinamou) is the source of this 1539-nucleotide messenger RNA. The record is from RefSeq and is a predicted model, not a curated record. NCBI's taxonomy places the organism in Eukaryota, Metazoa, Chordata, Aves, Tinamiformes, Tinamidae.
AUGUCGGCAUUAAUAGCAGUUUUACAAGUGAGGUUUGAUAGUGGGGUAUUACUGCUCAGCACACACAGACUAAUCUGGAGAGAUCAGAAGAAUCAUGAAUGCUGCAUUGCUAUUCCUCUGUCUCAGAUUGUCUUCAUUGAAGAGCAGGCAGCUGGGAUAGGCAAAAGUGCCAAAAUAGUAGUUCAUCUUCAUCCUGCUUCUUCAAACAAAGAGCCUGGUCCAUUCCAAAGCAGCAAAUAUUCCUACAUCAAACUUUCUUUCAAAGAACAUGGUCAGAUUGAGUUCUAUAGGCGGUUAUCAGAAGAAAUCACGCAUAGGAGAUGGGAGAACGUGCCUGCUGCUCAGACCAUGCAGGUCAACAAGAGCCCCCAGCUAAAGAGAAGGCAGCUGUUACAGGUACCCGUACGUGGACAGAGGCAGUUGGCUGUAUCUGUGAUCCUGAAUGAUGUAAUUACACUUAAUUGUAAUGUCUGCUUUUUGUUGCAGGCUUUCGAGGACCUUAGUAAACUAAUGGACAAGGCUAAGGAAAUGGUGGAGUUAUCCAAGUCAAUAGCUAAUAAAAUUAAAGAAAAACAAGGUGACAUCACUGAGGAUGAGACUGUUAGGUUCAAAUCCUAUCUGCUGAGUAUGGGAAUAGCUAAUCCAGUUACCAGGGAAACACAUGGAUCUGGGACACAUUACCAUAUGCAACUGGCAAAGCAACUUGCUGGAAUUCUGCAGACUCCAUUAGAGGAGCGAGGAGGGAUCAUGUCACUUACUGAGGUGUACUGCCUGGUAAAUCGGGCACGAGGACUAGAGUUGCUGUCACCGGAAGAUUUAGUAAAUGCUUGCAAGAUGUUGGAGUCGCUGAAACUUCCUCUGAGGCUUCGGAUAUUUGACAGUGGUGUGAUGGUGAUUGAGCUCCAGUCUCACAAUGAAGAGGAGAUGGUAGCUUCUGCUUUAGAGACAGUAUCUGAAAAGGGUUCUCUCACAGCUGAUGAGUUUGCUAAGCUUGUGGGGAUGUCCGUUCUCUUAGCCAAAGAAAGGCUGUUGCUAGCUGAGAAGAUGGGCCAUCUUUGCAGAGAUGAUUCGGUGGAAGGCUUGAGAUUCUACCCAAAUUUAUUUAUGACACAGAGCUAAUGUAGUUUGUGGACAUUUUUUAUGCAACAGUUGAGCACGAGAGCAGAGGGGAGAACCUUUUCAACAACUGAUUUUACUAAUUUUACUUUGUUAGUCAACUGCAACAGUGAUGAACAUUGUAAUGUUUUGCAGUUCUCAGGUAUUUCGGAUGCCGAAUGGUCUUAUGUGGAAGAGCAAAGAAAUAGGAAUCACUAAACCAGAAAUAUGUUACUAUCUCAGACUGGCUGGCUCACCUGUGUUAAGUUUUGUAUGAUAUGCUCUGUAAUUUCUCGCUUCAAGAGAAAUGAGGUGAAUACUGCACACAAGUGAAAGUGGAAAGAAUAUCCCUGUAGUCUGCCCUAAAAAUCAGCACCCAGAACAUAGGUUACUGCUUGCUCCUGUUACGGUUUAUUUACGUCUAGAGCAACAAAACAGACAGAU